Molecule: messenger RNA, 2190 nt
Organism: Protopolystoma xenopodis
Lineage: Eukaryota; Metazoa; Platyhelminthes; Monogenea; Polystomatidea; Polystomatidae
Source: the annotation of a GenBank genome assembly
AUGACGAGCUGUGAACACCGACUAGCUGGUAGGCCUAACAUGCAUGGCAGGAAUGUAGGUAUAUGCAUCUGCACAAUUGGCUCGGUGAGCAACGCAAUUUAUAGAAUUGGUUCAGCCAAAGAGUGGAGCCGAACCAUAGGGUUGCAGGGGAUCGGCAAUAAAAAGGUGUACAGAACGGCUGGGCGGGGCUGCUGUUUGAGGAGAGUGCCUCAACUCUGGGAGGAACCCAAUCGGACGGGGCUAGGAAACGCCCAUAUGAUGGCAAGCGAAUAUGAACAGGCAAACAGUAAUGACAGACAAGUAGCCGUCAGAGAAAGGCAAAUAGCAAAUUCCGUCAGAGAUGACGCUAAAGCAGACAGACUCCUCAGAGUCGCAUCGGACAAGGCUACAAGCAGACUUGCAGACGGACCCCAUCCGAGCAUGGCUACUUCAUUGUUGAAGUGGUUCUCCACUCCAGGCCUUGACUGGACGCAAAAGAGCAACUGCAGCCACAAACUGGCUCGACUGACAAGGUCGGCUCUGCUGUUGGCUGUUGUCUGCGUCUGUCUAUUUCCCGACCCGCCUCUGCAACUGCUUCGAGGCCCCGUGGAAGGUACCGUCUCAGGUCGUCUGGUAGCCGCCUGCCGGCAGCGGAGGCCACCAAAGGUUGCCACAGACCGGUACUCAGAUGAGCGUAAGGCCCGUCGUCGUGAGGUCCGUGAAGGCAUCAAGGAGCUGGCAUUGGUCUACGAAGACAUCCUCCUCAACCAGGUCCAAGCCACGCAAGAGGAGCUGUGGCCAGGCGCCACCAGCAAUCUGUUGCCGUUUGUAGAGGCGGAAGUGAUCUGUGCCCACAACCCCUGCCCGAGAUGCUCGUGUGUCCAAGGCAACCAGUCAGUCCGACCGACACGGGCCAAGAGCCAACAAAUCCUGUCGCCAAGCGGCAGGCAGGAGCAGCAGCAGCAGCAGGCAAGAAGAAGCUGCAGCAUGGAAGACAUGUCUCGAUCUCAGAGGACAACCGGGUCUAGCGGCCAGACGAAAGAGACCACGCAAAAACGAGACGAGGUGGACUUUGGGAGUCUGGAUAGCGGAAAUGUGGACCAAGAAGACGCAGACGUGAUGAGCCUACUCGAUCAGCACAACAUUGCCAGCCUCCUCCGGCCCCUCGAGGCCACAGGCCACGGCUGCGUCUGUCCCGGAGGCAACCCGAUCCGAUACAUGGGCCCAGCUGGCGGUAUGGGCCUGGUCGGAUCGUGUGUCUGCGACCGCCAGUCGGACACUCCUCGCAGUCCGUGGAGGCCGGUUCGUAUAAGUCACUAUCCCGCCCGUGAAGCCUUCUACGGCCCGGCCGGUGGAUCUGCUACCGGCCUGGUUGGACGACCAGACAGACAAAGCGAUGGCCUCCUUUUCUCGACCGACAGAGUUCGCCCCAAUCGCGAUAUUCCCUGUCCGGGGCUGCCGAUCGUCGGAGAGCCGUCGACUCAUCCCACCGAUUCGACCUAUCCAACCCAUCUGAACUAUCCAACCCAUCCAACCCAUCUGAACCAUCCAACCCAUCUGAACUAUCCAACGCAUCUAACCCAUCUAAACUAUCCAACCCAUCUAAACUAUCCAACCCAUCCAACCCAUCCGUAUCAUCCAGCCCUCGGGUCGAACCAGGCAACCGGGACUCAAGCCCAGCCCCAGCAGAGCGUCAUGAUGAUGGGCUGGGUCAUCCGGCCGGCCUGGCAACCCGGCACAUGUCCACCGACGGCUCAGUCGCCUUUGGCAACCAGAGGCCUACAUCCCUCCCACCUCUCGGCACCUUUCAAUCCCUUACAGAACUGGCCUCACAGACCGGCUUUCAGCGACGCUUGUCACCUGCCAGCUGGACUGUUGACGACCAGACCGGCUCCCUGCAAUCCCUGCUACUCUGUCUACAUGCUGCUUCGAAAUGAAGAGGCUGCGACCACUCGCAGGUUGGCCAGUCUCUUCAAAAGGCUGCAGCACCCACAGGCGAUAUCGGCGAAGAGUAGCCUCAGCGCAUACUCGUCAAAGAUGCCGGUUGCAAGAUUGACGAGGAAGCCGUUUGUGUCAGGAAACCAAAGUCUAGACUGGUUGGGAAUGCUUCAUGCUCCUCCGAGUUCAAGUUUAGAAAGGUUAAAUACCACAAAACGAUGGGAAAAACAGCAGUUCUGGAAGCUGAAAUUGGCGUUCAGUGUGACCUUGUGA